AGUCUUCACUUUCUGGAGGCUGCAGUGCGGAGACUCUCGGCGCCCGCCUGCCCGGGCCCCGCGCCGCGCUGUCCAGGCAGCAGCCUAAGUCUUAGAGCACGGGAGCCGCGCCGCCCAGGAGCUACCGGAUGGCAGAGCAGCUGGCCUUCCUGAUAGGAGGCAUCAUUGGAGGGCUGCUUCUGCUGAUCGGAGUGAGCUGCUGUCUGUGGAGGAGGUUUUGCGCCACCUUCACCUAUGAGGAACUGCCAGAGACGUCAGACCCGGCCACCAUCUCUUACUUCAGCAGAAAAGAGGACAGGCUCUACCAGUAUUCUGGGACCCCACCUGGCAGGCUACCAAGUGUACCAUUUGUGGUACCCCCUUCUCACCAAGGUCGAGACUGGGUGCCCCUACAUGGUGGUGAUUGGGCUGUGGCCCCACAGGACCCCUGCCCUGUCCCAGAGCACAUGGCCUGCACCUCCAGUGCCAAACCUGGAGAUGCAUGUGAGAUGGGGAGCAUCAACCCAGAGCUGUACAAGUCCCCGGAGGACACGAGUGAGACAGGCUUCCCUGAUGGCUGCCUGGGCCGGCUGUGGUUCUCGGUGGAGUACCAACAGGAGUCUGAGAGGCUGCUGGUGGGCCUGAUCAAGGCCCAGCAACUGCAAGUCCCCUCUGAGACCUGCAGCACCUUGGUGAAGCUCCACCUGCUGCCUGAUGAACGGCGCUUCCUCCAGUCCAAGACCAAACACAAAAUUUGUAACCCACAGUUUGAUGAGAACUUCAUCUUCCAGGUAUCCAGCAAAAGUGUCACCCAGAGAGUGCUGAAGUUCUCCGUGUACCAUGUAAACAAGAAGAGGAAGCACCAGCUCCUGGGACAGGUGCUAUUCCCAUUGAAGAAUGAGACUCUGGCAGGGGACCACCACCGUAUCAUCUGGAGAGACCUGGAAGCUAAGAACCUGGAGCCCCCCUCGGAGUUUGGUGAUAUCCAGUUCUGCCUCAGCUACAACGACUACCUGAGCCGCCUGACUGUGGUCGUGCUCCGAGCCAAGGGUCUCCAGCUCCAGGAGGACAGAAGUGUUGUCAGUGUGUUUGUCAAGGUGUCUCUGAUGAAUCACAACAAAUUCGUCAAGUGCAAGAGGACUUCGGCUGUACUGGGCUCCGUCAACCCUGUGUACAAUGAAACCUUCAGCUUCAAGGUUGACACCAAUGAGCUGGACACCGCCAGCCUUAGCCUGGUGGUGCUGCAGACCACAGAAGGGAACAAGAGCUCCCCCCUGGGCCGCGUGGUAGUGGGCCCCUACAUGUACACCCGUGGCAAAGAGCUGGAACACUGGGGGGAGAUGCUUCGCAAGCCGAAGGAGCUGGUGAAGCGCUGGCACGCACUCUGCCGCCCCACGGAGCCCUGAGCCAUUGUGUCCCCAUCAGGAUGUGCGACACCACACCGUGGACAUCUCUAACAUUCAGUGGUGCACUGUGGGGCUAGCCUGAGCUCAUGGGUGUUCAUGUGCAGGAAGGAAAAGGGAUACAACCCAGUUUCAGCCAGUAUCUGACCAGGAGCCUCUCCCAACCCACCUAACCCCUCCGGAUCUGCAGGGCUCCUGAUCAUCAAGGUCAUGACCUCAAACAGGAUCUCAGAGAUUGAGAACUGAUAUGUUUGGUGGAGCACAGCUGCACAUGAAUGGGAGCACAGCACCAGCUAAGUCUCGCCACCUUGGAAAGCUGGUGGUGGGUUGAGUCCACUGCUGCACUGUUUUUCAAGCUGGGCAUUCUGUCUUCCACCCAGUAGAGUGAACUGUGGGCCACUACAGGGAGAGCCCUACUGAGCAGCCCAACCACAUACCAGGAGGUCAACGAGGUGGUCGGCACAGCUUGCCACAUAUCUACUCCCUGGAGCCAUAUAACCCAAUGCAGCCAAAUUUGCAUGACAUCUUGAGCACAGCCAUCCUCUUCAGGAUGCCACACCUCAAGCCCCACUCCAGGUGAUCUCUUGCUGGGUUUCAUGGUUACCUGGUUAUCAGAAUUUGGGCAUUCAUUUCCUAACUCUUACUUUGGACAGGUGAAUCCAUGGGACCAUGGUAUUGUGCACAAGAUCGAUGACUGUGACAAGAGGUAUAAACUUCAUUAGGUCAGUGGUCCCCAGAAUCAAAGUCGCUGUCACCAAAUGCCCAUUAGUUGAUCUAGUGAGCAGCCACUGUGCCUGUUAUUUCUCUGUGUGUCUGUACCCUAAGCUGCAGACAGGCAGACAAGACCAUGCACUAUACUUAAAGCUGAACUCCCUGCCUGUAUCUCUCUUGUCGUCUGCAGUGAAGUGACGGGAGCGUUAUCUGUGCCUCUUUAGGUCCACUUCUAAUGGCUAUCAGUACGCAAAUAUCAGUUCUGCCUGACUGGUCCAAAAGAACACACCAUCUUAUUUGUUUCUUUCUCUCUUACUUCAUGUACAUACUUUCAGAGUGACUCACACUGCAGUGGCUUCCAAUAGCUACACACACACACACACACACACACACACACACACACACACACACACGGAGAUUCUUGAAAUAGAACUACAGUGUUUCAUCUGGAACCUGGAGGCCAUGGAUGCCACCACACUCAUAGUCCAGCGUGAGACUCGUGAUUUGCAGUGGUUUUUCCCUGGAUGACCAGGGAAAGUUGGCGGACUGGUACAUCUGACAGGCCUCUGAGAAACUGUAAUGGCAAGAAAUCAGCAGGCAGUGUGCUCUGAGGAGUGACAGGAGGAGCAGCCAUAUUGUAGGGACAUGUGUAGACUUAGAAUGGCAAAGAGGCAUGCAGGUUUUCGUGGGCCAGUGUGAGCUCGCAGGGGCUGUCUCAGAUCCUGUGACUCUAGAAGAAAGUUUUACAGUCCCACAGAAUAUCUUAAAAUAAGGUGAUCAGUUUCUCAGAAAAGUAUACAAUUUGAUCCAAUUUUAUUUAACACAUACUAAUAUGAGAACCCUCUGACAAAUGUAGGUUAUUCAACUUUCAAUCCGUUAGCAUGAUAUGUUUAUCCACUUGUUUUACUUUUUUGGUUUUUUGUUUGUUUGUUUUUUGAGACAGGGUUUCUCUGUAUAGCCCUGGCUGUCCUGAAACUCACUUUGUAGACCAGGCUGGCCUUGAACUCAGAAAUCUGCCUGCCUCUGCCUCCCAAGUGCUGGGAUUAAAGACGUGCGUCACCACCGCCCGGCCACUUGUUUUACUUUUAAUAAGAGGGUUUGGGGAUUUGUAGGAGACAGAGGGGUCAAGGGCACGACAAGAAAACUUACAGAAUCAACUAAGUUGGGCCCAUAAGGGCUCACAGAGGGUGAACUACCAACCAGAAAGCCUACAUGGGUCUAGCCUAAGGCCUCUGCACAUAUGAUAUGGUAUAGCUGUGUAACUGGGUCCUUAAGUGGACAGCAGGGGCAGGUGCUGUCUCUGACUCUGUUGCCUGCCUUUUGGUCCCUUUCCUCCCACUGGGCUGUCUUGUCUGGCCUCAACAGGAGAGGAUGCACGCAGACCUGCUACAACUUGAUAUGCCAGGCUUCCGUGGGAAACCUCCCCUUUUCUGAAGAGAAACUGAGGAGGAGUGAGUGGGAAGGGAGUCGGGGAGGGGACUGGGAAGAGAGGAAAGGAGAAAACUGUCAGAUAUAAAGUAAAUAAAUUAAUU
Messenger RNA from Mus musculus (house mouse), 3625 nucleotides. It is a transcript of the gene Syt15, whose product is annotated as synaptotagmin XV. Gene Ontology annotation, cellular component: membrane. The record is from RefSeq and is marked validated. Lineage: Eukaryota; Metazoa; Chordata; Mammalia; Rodentia; Muridae. Bases 129 to 1385 code for a protein of 418 amino acids. The transcript is spliced from 8 exons.